Molecule: messenger RNA, 1535 nt
Organism: Branchiostoma floridae (Florida lancelet)
Lineage: Eukaryota; Metazoa; Chordata; Leptocardii; Amphioxiformes; Branchiostomatidae
Product: methyltransferase-like protein 25
Exons: 10
Coding region: 2-1498 (498 amino acids)
Source: RefSeq, a predicted model, not a curated record
AAUGACAACCUUUGACCUGAAGAAACGUGCUAAAACAGUAGUGCAGAACUUUAUGGCGAAUUUUGGUGAUUUUUCGUCUAUUUCUGCAAAUUACUUGGGGAUUGAGGCAGGAGAAUAUGUGGAGAGGAUAUGUAGGAUACUCGCCGAGCAAGAAUGGAUCUACAACUUUCAACUGACUCGGUUUUUCCUCGAGAGAGUCUGGGAGAAAGUUCCGGAAGAGUGGAGACAACCCCUCCUAUCCCUCUCCACCCGUAACUUAAACCUCCUCCCCAGUGGACACCUCAAAGAUGAUUGGCCGAAAUCUCUGAAGGCUUUUGUGGAGACUGCUGCAUCCCUGUCGUUACCAUGGCAACAGCCACCUGACCUAGUUGCCAUGGAGAUCAACAAGGAUCUGGCAAGGGGGAUGACACCCAAGAAGAAACAUGAGGUUUCUUACCUUGCUUCUGUAGUCAGAGACACAUGCGGGAAAACAUCAUGUAGCAGUGUCAUAGACGUAGGCUCAGGACUGGGUUACCUGGGACAGGUGUUACACCACCAGUGUGGGCUCCAGGUGGUUGGAGUGGAGGCUCAGGCAAGCCAUGUGCAUGGGGCGCAGAGACGGGUCAAAUCUCAAGGAGAAGACAAGGAAACACAAAUCCAAACCAUGAACCUGAAACUUGAUGACAACCCAAGUAGCAUCCGUGAACUUGAACUCCUCAUCAGUUCCCUACAACAGUCACCUUCAGAAGGUCAAAGUCAAAGUCAAAAUGGUGACAUUCAUGAGAGGGACAAUGGCACAUGUAUGGUUGGACUCCACUGUUGUGGGGACCUGUGUCCCAUAAUGUUAAAGAUGUUCACAUCUGUGGAGAGACUGCGAUGUUUGGUGUGUGUCAGCUGCUGUUACCAUGGGAUGAGUGUUACAGACACUGACAGUAGACCAUCCUGCUUCAAGAAUUUCCCACUGAGCUGUACAGUACAGGAGAAGUUAAAGGAAGUUGGUCGAGACUUUCCUGACUGGCAGCUGAAUGUGUUUGCUUUGAGACUAGCGGCACAAGAAACACGGGCCAGAUGGGCGUGUCAAAGCUAUGAGGACCACCAGUUCCACACCAGGAGUGUGGCCUACAGGGCAAUUCUUGAACAUGUAGUGAGCACAGCUGGCAAAGGAAUUCAGAAACUGAAAAGGAAAGUGACAAGGAAGGAUGCUUUUCAGUCCUUCCCAGUGUACCUUGCAGCAGUGUUUGGAAGACUGACACUUCAUUCAGAUGAAGUAGUUCAGACUGAAGAAGACUGGAAGAAAUACCAUGAUGCUUUGCAGCAGUCACAUGACCAAUGGGAGGAAUACUUUCCCUACAUAGAAGUCAUCACGGCCUUACAAGUCCUUCUACAGCCAGUUCUGGAGACCCUGGUGACAGUGGACAGGUGUUUAUAUCUACAUGAGCAGGGGCUGAAGACUGAAGUUGUUCCCAUAUUCGACGACAGUAUCUCACCACGAAACUUAGUAAUUAUCGCAGAAAGAUGACAGGAAGGAGUAUCGGGUCAAAGAAUACAGAUUGGAG